This is a messenger RNA of Tuber melanosporum (Perigord truffle), 2423 nucleotides long. RefSeq lists its product as uncharacterized. The transcript is spliced from 2 exons. The record is from RefSeq and is a predicted model, not a curated record. NCBI's taxonomy places the organism in Eukaryota, Fungi, Ascomycota, Pezizomycetes, Pezizales, Tuberaceae. The coding region runs from base 1 to 2304 and encodes 767 amino acids.
AUGUUGGACAACAAAAAUACUAUCGCCGGCGCCGAUAAGGUGACUGAAGCGGAUGAGGGAUACGAGGCGAUCGGGCCCUCCAAGGUAGUCCAGUACGCACCGACGGUCCAAGACAAGGCCUCCAAGGCAUUUGCGGGUCACGAGAAGGUCAACUUUGGAGACAUAGAUUCUAAGAAAGCUGCCACCACACCUGGCCAAGCUGUAUCUGGAAACGCUGCAUUCAAUCCGCCUCCCGGUUUUGCGGAUCAGCGCUCUUUGUUUGCCGGUCAAAAUCCCGAAGUUAGACUUCCGCCUAGGCAAAUUCAGCCUCCACCUGGGAUCCCACUCCCUCCCGGACUUCCAAUCCCGGCGAGCUACUACCAGCAACAGGGCAUCGCUCCCCCAACCGGUCCAGGAAAUACUCCGUUUGCUCAGCCGAGAGAGACAGCUGGCCCCUCCGCUCAAACCAUCGACAAUCGUCAGGCAGGGCCGGGUCAAUAUCGUCAGGCUUAUCUGGACAUGGGCCCCUUCACCGUUGGUCAACGUAGCGAUGCUAAUGAUUCAUACUUAAAUUUGAACAUAACAGACGCCGAAAUCAAAACUCUCAACGAGACAUUCGCGAAAUACGGCCAGACUAAGGAAGGAAUCCAUUUACUUACCGACCGUUACGGGAGGAGGGGGGCGGUUAGUGAACAAGGGAGUGCCUCAAAAGGUGGUGAGUCAGCCGGCGGCCCUAGUAAGCCGAAAACUAUCGAAAAGGACAAUUUUAAAGAGCGUUUCGAGGAAGUUUUUGGCACAAAAGGAAAAGUUUCUAUCCAGGUGCUCCAGGAGCAUCAAAAGAAGAGAUUGAUUGCCGAGCGAAUCCGCAAUGAGAGGAUUGCCGCCGAAGAUGAGAAGAAAGUCCCAGAGCCUGUGACAGGCAAUACGGAAUUGUUCCCUUAUCCCACGCACGGAAAAAGCGAUAGUGAGGUCUCGCGGGAGCUUCUAGUAGAGGCCAUGAAGCAGCUUAGUUCGUACGUGGAGGAUGAAGGAGUCACCAGAGACGUUGCAGCAAACAAAAGUGUCUAUAAAGCCGGGCCAUGGAAGAAACCCCCCGCGGGAAAAAUCCCUGAUUGGAUCGGCGACGAUAACACUAGCUUCUUUGACCAGUCUUUCGGUAAAGAUUACGUCCCCGAAGGGAGACAAACUACGGGUGGAGGAGGCCCUUCCAACCAGCCGGUGAAGGACGCUGUCAAACUCGAACAAACCUCUGCAAAAGGUGAUGGUGCUAGUAACACUGGGGGUUCUGGGAAUCAGUCAGUUGGCAAGUACGACGCCGCCAAGGGCGGGCAGUCUGUCGGUCAGGGGCAAGCUUCGAACACACCAGGCAACGUUAUCUUCGGACCGCCUAAACCUCCGGGAUAUCCCAACCAUAUGCCCCCCAGAGAAUACCUUCGCCCUCUCAAGACCUUUGAACCUUUUGAGAAUGAGCCCCCAAAAGUGAGAUAUGGUCUCCUCCCGGCAAAUCCGAGGAGCACCAAUACCGCGGAGAAGUCUUAUAUCAACUAUCGCGGAGGAGCGGUGGGACCUAUCGCCGACUCUGCGCCCCGAUACGUCCGCGGACCCAAGGGCUACCUGGAGCUUGCAAAGGAUACGGCUCCUCCCCCACCAGUUGAUCCAUCCCCGUUUAAUCAACCCAUGGCCACUCCCUCUCCUUAUGCGGCGUUGGAGCAAGCUCUAGGAACCACCCGCUUCACUCAAGGGGUCGCACAACACAACCGGCUGACAACCCCCAUACCUCCACCCGGAGCAAAGCCAACCGGUGGUCUAAUUACGGACGUCAUCAACGGGUUUACUCGUGUCAAUUACGGAGGAAGACAAACUCAGCUCGACCCAGACGGCAGCGGACUUUCCAGGAGUGAAGUCUUAAAACGCAAUCAACGUCCAGGAGAGCGCAUCGGAAUUAAUUUCUAUGGGGAGAAUGGGAUGGAAUUUGCAAUCGAUAAGACUGACUUUAACCCCGCCGAACACAAUACGCUGGGUGGCAAGUUCAAACUCAAGUCGCAGUUGCGUAGGGAAGAGGAGGCAUUGCGGGCUCAACAAUCCCAACAACCCAAGCAGACGUCGUUUGAAGGUGCCCAACAAGCUACUACACCCGCCAAAGGAACCCCUGUUCAAGGUAAAGGUUCCGGUGAAGGCUCUGGGACCCGUUCAUUCUUCAAUACGCCCUCGGGUGGGAACCCGCAGCCAGGCCCCGCCACCCCAGGAAACCGGGCCGGCCAAGGCAACCCAGAGCCGAAAAGGGGUGGGAAGGGUUGGCAUGGCGGAAUGGGGGGAAGACAAUAGACAUGGUCCUCCCUCAUAACCAAAAAACAACGGUUAACUUUAGAUAGAAGCCAACAUUACGAGGAACUGAUGCGAUGGAUGGUUCAUAGUAUAAUGGUUUUGUAUUUGCUUUUGUUUGC